CACUCGUUGCUUCUAUCGCGUUCUGACACGAGUGAUCAAACAUGCCUCCUAUCGUCUCUAUUCCCGCCGGUCGAUCGCUCAGACGGCAUCAACAUGACAAAUGGGUCGAUGCGUCUCCUGACAAGGGAUUGAUUGAGAUGUAUGUUGAAGACGACCUGAUGCACUUUGCGUGGAAGAACAGACAGAAUGGGCUGACUGAGAAUGACCUCAUCAUCUUUCCUGGCGAAGCGACCUUUGAAAAGGUCCCUCAAGACCCUUCUGGACGAACAUGCAUCCUCAAGUUCUCCAGUUCAGACCAGAAAUACUUUUUCUGGUUCCAACGAAGAUCGACUGAGAGCGAUGUUCGGGACGAAGUGGACAUCAACGAGCUCCUCCAAGACCCUUCUUACCAACCCGGCAGCGCACCUUUGCCUGACCGCCCGACAACUUCCGCUCCAGCUCAAGAAGAGCGAAGCCAUCCUCCUACGCCAGGUGCACCGAGGUUGUCGAAUCGGGAACCUGGGCCUCCUAUCCCAUCUUCUCAGCCUGUAGCUCAGGCGAGCGGGUCGUCAGCUCCGGCGUCUGCAUCUGGAGCAACAGCUACGAACGAGGAGAUGGCGAGGCUCUUAGUCGAAUGGGCUCAGAAUGGGGGUCUAGGGGAGGCUCAAGAAGACGCUCGCUUGACAGACGUGUUGAGCCCCGCCAACAUUUCGUCGCUCUUGUCUUCCAAUCCCCGCCUGGCGACGACCCUUGCGCCUCUGUUGCCGUCUGGUCUCAAUCUCCCCUCGGAACCGAAAGCAUCAGAUUUGACUCCCAUCCUCACUGCCCCUCAGUUCACCGACGCUAUCGCGAGUCUCGACAAUGCCCUGCGCAGUGGCGGACUACCAGGAGGAAUGAUGCGUGAUCUUGGUCUUCCCGAAUCUGCUGGUCAAGGUGUCAGGCAGUUCCUGGAUGCGCUCAGAGGACUGGAGCGGAAGGAGGGAGAGGAUGAUCGAAUGCAGGAAGACUGACAUGGCAUGCGUGCUUCUUGCAGCAAAGGAAGGUA
This is a messenger RNA of Kockovaella imperatae, 1024 nucleotides long. RefSeq names its product proteasome complex subunit Rpn13 ubiquitin receptor-domain-containing protein. Gene Ontology annotation, molecular function: ubiquitin binding; endopeptidase activator activity; proteasome binding. Lineage: Eukaryota; Fungi; Basidiomycota; Tremellomycetes; Tremellales; Cuniculitremaceae. Gene Ontology annotation, biological process: ubiquitin-dependent protein catabolic process. The transcript has 7 exons. Gene Ontology annotation, cellular component: cytoplasm; nucleus; proteasome regulatory particle, lid subcomplex. The record is from RefSeq and is a predicted model, not a curated record. Bases 42 to 989 code for a protein of 315 amino acids.